CGCUAACAGCGGUGUGACAGCUAAACAUAACAGUUGGAGUGCCCCUCAAACUCUCUCUCUUUCUUUUCUAUCUGCUCUACUGCAUUGUUUCUUCCUUCUAUCAUUCGAACUCCGUACUUCACAAUUCAAGAUGUCUACUCAAACCUGGUUUGAUAGCCUUAAGAGGUCCUUCGCUGAUGUUCCCGUUAACGGAGACAACUCCAUCUCUACCACCGAGUUCCUCGAAGCCUCCGAAUCCCUCUCUACUUUGUUCGAUGUUCUCGGCUCCAAGGCUUUCGUUCCAGUCAAGAGCGAUCUCCUUGGCAACGUUAAGAAACUCAAAGACCGGCAGCUGGCUGCUCCUACUGAGUCCGAGACUGUCCAGGCUCUCUCUGUGAAUGAGCUAAAGACUAAGAAGCACACUGCCUCCGAGGGUCUGCUCUGGCUUGUCAGGGGCCUUGACUUCACUGCCCAAUCCCUCCGGCGUCACAUCGACAACACGUCCGAGAAGCUCUCCGACUCCUUCCGUGGAGCCUACGGUGUCACCCUCAGCAAGCACCACGGCUGGGCCAUGAAGCCGGUCUUCAACUUGGCCAUGGGCGCUGCUCCUGACAAUGAGUCCUUCUACAAGUCCCUUGCCUCCGUCCCGGCCAGUGGUUCUGUCCCCGACGAUAUCAAAGCGAAGAUCAAGGAACAGUUGACCCGUGAGGUGAACGCUCUGGAGAACAUCGUUUCCAUUCUGCAGAAGUUCCAGGAACAGCCCGAUGCUAAGUGGUAAAGCUGAGGCUGGGAAACAGUGUUGACUACAUUCAUCCACAACCCAUUUUCUAGUGCAUAAUAUCCCAUCGCAUGAUGCUAUAAACAUGUAUAUAGGUGGCUAUACAUACCUGAUUUCAAAAGCGAGCAGGACUUCAAUUCAGGAUACAGUUGCCUUGUGAAACAGCUCAUCAUAUUAUUCUCAAUCAUUAUACUAUUGUACAUACUA
Molecule: messenger RNA, 964 nt
Organism: Aspergillus alliaceus
Lineage: Eukaryota; Fungi; Ascomycota; Eurotiomycetes; Eurotiales; Aspergillaceae
Product: GLTP domain-containing protein
Exons: 4
Coding region: 131-757 (208 amino acids)
Biological process (GO): ceramide transport; intermembrane lipid transfer
Cellular component (GO): membrane; cytoplasm; cytosol
Molecular function (GO): ceramide 1-phosphate transfer activity; ceramide 1-phosphate binding
Source: RefSeq, a predicted model, not a curated record